Molecule: messenger RNA, 7734 nt
Organism: Mytilus californianus (California mussel)
Lineage: Eukaryota; Metazoa; Mollusca; Bivalvia; Mytilida; Mytilidae
Product: E3 ubiquitin-protein ligase TRIM71-like
Exons: 2
Coding region: 81-1367 (428 amino acids)
Biological process (GO): proteasome-mediated ubiquitin-dependent protein catabolic process; protein polyubiquitination
Molecular function (GO): ubiquitin protein ligase activity; protein binding
Source: RefSeq, a predicted model, not a curated record
GUGACACCUGUUGUGAAAAUGAAAAUGUCCGAUUGAACAAGCACCUGUUCCGAUCUAAACUUCGGGAUGUUUACAGUAAGAUGACGGCUCCCAACGUCGUGGAGCAAAUUGAAGACACAUUUCUAUCGUGUUCAAUAUGUCUCCAAUGUUACAAUCAACCAAAGGCUUUGCCAUGUUUACACACAUUCUGUGAAGGUUGUAUCGAAGACUACAUAAAGAAAUUCACAGGGAACGGUAACCAGGGAAGCGUCCAGUUUCCAUGUCCCAUAUGUCGUCUGGAAAUAACCCUUCCAGAAGGUGGAGUGUCUGCAUUUCCCUAUAACCAUCUUAUAACCAGUCUGAAAGACACUAUAUUAUCAUCAUCUCAAAGCCAAAACCAAUCUGGAUCGAAGGGUGACCGACCCGACUUUCCGCUCACAGAUAGACCCACCUCUAAAAAGAGUUCAUUGACGUUUUCACAGAGAUUUGGACAGUUUGAUAGUGGACCCGAAGGAUUUGUAAACAUUUCUGGCCUUGCUGUUUGCCCCAAAACAGGAAGGAUAAUUAUUGCUGACUGUAGUAAAAACACAAUUACCAUAUAUAUCCCAGACGGGGAUACUAAAAAUGUGUCUUUCAAAUGUGACUGUUCUAUCAGAGAUGUGGCUGUAACUAAGGCUGGAUCAAUCUUAGUUACAGUCAGUCGGUCAGGAAAUGCUAUAUUGCGUGAAUAUACAACAGAUGGUCGCCUGAUUGCACAAUAUGGUGAUGUGUAUAAAAGUGAAAACCCUUUUGGAAUAGCGAUAAGUAAACGUGAACGUAUAAUUGUUAGUAGUCUUCAAAGGAACAGAAUUCAUAUCUUCACAGACAGAAAGAAACAUGCAUUUUCAUUUGGAACUGGGGGAGAAAACUUAGAACAAUUUCUUUUUCCAUAUUACAUUACAACAAAUAGUAAAAAUGACAUCAUUGUAUCUGACAGCGGAAACCACAGAAUCAAAAUACACAAAACCGAUGGCAGUAUACGAUGUAUGUUUGGAUCUCAAGGGUCCGCUUUAGGUUCUUUAUUUUAUCCAAUGGGCAUUUGUGUUGAUGAUUACGAUAACAUUUUUGUUGCAGACGCGAACAAUUACAGAGUACAGUUAUUCUCACCAAAAGGUGAAUUCCUGGCAUGUCCAGUUCAAAACACAUUCCAGCUGGGAAUAGAUGUCAAGCCUGUCUGUGUGGCAUACACAAAAAACCAGUUAAUAGUAUCUCUCCGAGGAACAAGAUUUUCAGAAAUUCAGAUUUACGACUGUGAUACUGCAAAAUUCAAAACAAGGCCAAAGGCUUGCUGUAGUUGUUGUUUCUUCAGAGUAGGGCAUACUGAUGAGCCAUUGGAAGCAUGGUCUUAAUCAAAAUGAAUUUAGCUCUUUAAAGAAGCCAAAAUAUGUAUUACUGUAGUAUCAAUCAUAUCUGUAAUAACUUUCACCUUAGACAAUAGAUUUAAAAAUUAAAGUUUAAAGAUUUAUUUUGGAAUUAUUUAUAGUUUUUACAAGGAUAAAUGAUAAAAAAAAUCUUAAUUUAAUUUUUAUAAAUUAACUACUAGGGUGGUUUUUAACGACCUUGACUGGCUGUCCUUGCACGGUCAGAAUUUUUAUAAGGAAACUUUAAUAUGAUUUAAAACAUUCUAGAAAUAUUUGUUGACUGUUUUGGAAAGUAACCAGUAAUUAAGGAAAACCAAUGAUGUCAAAUACCAAUCUUAUACUGAUCAUGUGACCAGACAAAGAUCUAACAACACACUGUUUUACUUUUGUUUUAUAGCCCUUUCUGUUUUGUCGUAGUAAUAUGUAUAUACAAAAUUUGUGGGCAGAAAUUUCAUUGGCUGAUGUUUAUGAAAUGAUUUCCAGAACAGUAAGUAGAAGGAGUCUUGUCAGAUCCUUGUAAGCAUGGACACAGGAUCUGUAUUUAAUCAGAUUGGUCAAAUACCAAUAUGCACUCUAUUGUUUAUUUUUCCUGGUAGAAUUGGUUUACAGCACAUUCUAUUCCCGGGACUUAUCACAAGUGCCAUUUUUCUACGCUUAAGGGAUUUUGAAAUUUCUUUUAAUUUCUGUGUCAUUCUGUGUAACCAUAAAUAUAUUGGUUAUGAGUUCUUGAGCAUGGCUAUCAAACCAAACCAGACUGCAUCAGUUAAUUGUUUCUCUAUGUUAAUUUUAGAAUUUGGCCAGACUGCAUCAGUUAAUUGUAUCUCUAUGUUAAUUUCCACAUAACUUUAUUUCUGAGGAUAUAUAUCUUUAUAUCCCAAAAGUACUGGUACUAAUAACAGACUCAUCAAUGAAGAAGUAAAACAAAAUCUUUUACCAAUUUCAAGUGCGAAAGUCUCCAUAAGCUGAUGACCGCCAGUAUUAAAAUGCAAGUGUUUACUGAAGCAGCUUAAUUAGAUUUAGACAGCCAUACUCCUAAUUUCAUACUGCUAUAUUUUUUUUUAAAUUGCUUGGUUGAAAAUGUUUUACUGAUUACUGUUUGAUAGUGCUUACCUUGUGUAUUGAUACAUUUGUAUGACUUUUUACUAGAAAAAGUUUAUAUACUUAAACUUCUUCAUACAUGUUUGAAGAACUUGUUCAUAAAGCUUGUAAAAACUGACCUGUUCACAUGCCUCUUGUUAACUUGUGUCAUGACCUUGUAAAUUAUAUAGUAAAUAGUUCUAUAUGCAGCUUUUUAGAAAUAAAAUAAAGUUAUGAUAUGAUAUUUAUGAAUUAAACUGUUAGAUGGACCAUAAAAACAGAAUCAUGUAUUAAAUGUCUCUUAUAAGGCUUGUAAUUUACUGAAAUAUUGAAAAGAUUCCUUAAAACUAAAAGUUUGGCAUUUCAUUGGUACUUUGUAACUUAAAUUAUAUCUAAAGCUUCUACAAAAUAAAUUGUUGAUAUUAGUACAUUGUAUAUAUAUCAAGACAGCUUCUAAAAAGCUCAGCUUAAAAGUGUUCAUUAUUUGUGAUACUAAAUGUGGAUAUCUGUUCAGUCUGUGAUAAUUAAUUGAAUGUAUAUAUAUAUAUAUAUUUAUGUAUAUAAGUCCAUGUUCAAUGUAGUAUAUGUGUUAUUUUGUGAGAACUUUUACAUUCGGUUAGAUACACAUAAAUGUAUGUUAACACUGUUGAAUAAGUUGAAUAAUGUAAAAGAGUUAUUGGAGUAUUCUGUUAUUACUAUGUACUGUGGAUUCAUUCUUAUUCGUGGGUUAUAAACUUUUUUGUGAAUUUUGUAGGUAUAGGUACAUAUUUGUAUAUGAAGAAAUAAUUCAUGGGGGCUUGAAAUUAUACUGAUUUUACCACAGGUUGGCCCUUUAUGCUAAAUAUUUCACCACGAGUUAAAGCGGGGUAAAAUGUCGGCAUAAAGGGCAAACCCAGUGUAAAAUCAGUAUAAUUCAAGCCCUUGAUUUAUUUCUAUUCUAAUAGGACAAAUACGGUAAAUCUGUUAGAAAGAAGCGUUCUAGGUGAAAGCAAAUAUUUGCUGUUACAGUAAUUAAACAACACUAUAAUAUUGAAGUAAAAGACAAAGAAAACUGAAUCAGUGACAUGGUUAAAGACAGUUUGUGAUGAAAUUAAAUGAUUAUCUUACUUUUUUUAAAAGAAAAUUGGCUUUCAACAAAUUUUUAUCAUCAUUUGUUUAUGUGCCCGUGUUUUGAUGAAAUUCAGUUUUACAUUCCUCCGUUUUCCUGUAGAAUGCUUGUAUUUUUUUUUUAUGUCAUCGUUCAAUGACAUCAUUUACAGGGACUGACCUGGGAUUAAUCAUUCUUAAAAAGCAUACAUCUUUGGAUGAUGAUGGGAACAGCCCAAACAAAUAAUGACGUUGUCGAUCAGCUGACAUACAAUAUAUUCAUAUUUUACCACGGGUGUACUAAAAGUGUUAGAAGAAUGUCAUAUCAGAAUCACAAAUUUAAACAUGUUAUAUGUUCAAUAAACUACAAAUAUUCUAUAGGCUUUUAUUAAUAUUUUGGCAAAUCCUCGAAUUCAAAUAUCCACAAAUUUACAAUAUACAUUGUAUGUUUCAUCAAUCCACAAUAAUUGGGAAUCCAUGAAAAUAAAUGAAUCUACAGUAUUGUGUUUUUUCCUUGUUGCUUUUUAUUGUAAAAGGAAAGACAUUGAGAACAUUCUUAUGCAAUAUUAUGUAUGUCUAUAUUAUUGUUUUUUUUUAAUUGUCCCUUUUCAUCUCUGUGAUACAUUGUACAAUGUUUAUAAAUUAUAUUGAGUCCAUAUUGAGGAAAGGAAAUAUCAAUUUUUUUGGGGGGCUUAUCUUUCAUUUUUCAUGGUGAACUUUGAAAAAAAAAACUCUAUGACAUCUGUGAAAUUGUACAUUUCAGCGGAAAAAGAACAUUGAUUUUGUUUGUUCUUUUAAUUUUCUCCGAAGUCAUAAUCAGUUAAAUAAAAACUGAGAGAUAUGAGUUUAUAUUGAGUAUUAUUGUUUGUAUAGUUAACCGAAAAAGCAUUGUAUGAUCUAACCAAAGCUUCCUGCUCUGUUUUAAUAAUAAAAAAAGAAUCAUUGUUUAUAGGUCAAUAAUAAGACAGCAACUCAUCAAUACAAUCAAGGCAAAACAAAAGAAAUUCAAUCUUCCUGAUGUCAACAUGUGGUCUUCAGUGAUGGUUUUUGACAAAGUCUUGCUAGACCAGCCCAUAAUCAUCAUAAUGAUCAUUCCAUACAAUACAAGUUGAAAUAAAUAUAGUUUUCUUCAUAAAUAUUAGAAAGUAUAAAUCAUUUUUAACAAAUAAUUGAUAAAGGGGCAUUAUCCAAUGUAUAUAUGAAUGUACUGACAUUAUAUUUCACUUACACAAAGUUGAAAGAACUGUUGGUGCACACACUUUGUUCAAGUUUGCUGUACAUGCUAUGUCCAAGUUUGGUGUACAUGCUAUGUCCAAGUUUGGUGUACAUGCUAUGUCCAAGUUUGUUGUACAUGCUAUGUCCAAGUUUGGUGUACAUGCUAAGUCCAAGUCACUGUUACCUCCAUAUAAUAUCAGACAGAAUUUCUGUUUUACAUCCUUAUGUAUCUUAGGUUUAAUUUGGGUCUCAUAUCUAUCUAAAGAAAUAUCAACACAAGAAAUAUUUCACUCUGAAAUGACUUUAGACAAGAUUAUUUCCAGAAUGAAUCAGGGGCAGAUUGAUUUGAUGUGUAUGUUCUAGGAAUAGUACCCCCACUCCCCAUUUUUUAUGCCCCUGUCUUGAUAGAGGUAAUUUGGUUUUACAUCCCAAAAUUAGUUUCAGUUCUCCAUCUUUAGUUUGCCUUAACCGAAUGUUACCAAACUUAUACACAAUGCUUAUUUUCACUAAACACAGAUCAAGGUUGAAUUUCAGUGGUGUCACUUGCAUCGUUCUUGAGUUAUGUCCCUUUAUAAAUGGAAAAAUUGCCAAAUUUGCUGUUUCCACACUCUUCACUUUAGUUUGCCUCAACCAAAUGUUAUGAAACUUAUACACAAUGUUUAUUACCACCAAACACAGAUCAAGUUUGAAUUUGGGUGGCAUCACUUUUGCCGUUUUUGAGUUAUGUCCCUUUGUAAAUUGAAAAAUUGCACAAUUUGCCGUAUAUUUACAAGCAGUGGCAUCUCUGUAUCAUGGACGCAUUCUUCAUUUACUUGAUUAUCAAAUCUCUCUGUUACAUGUUGUAAAAUUGUUCAAAGUUGCAUAUACAUAUAGAUUCACCAUAUGAGGUUGAAAGGGGGUAUACUGACCUACUGUUCAUGCUCCAGUUUCCUUUUAAAUUGGUAUCUCAUUUACAUAAAUAUUUGAUUGCUGAACUUGUGACUUUGGGUUACAGUUGAGAAUCAAGGUAAAAGUAGACCAGUAAUGCUUUACUUACCUGGUUCAAGAUUUUAUUGCAGUACUAUAAGAAUAAGAUCCAUUUUAAAUGGCACCUUUGACCAUAUAAAGAUAGUUCAGUUAACAUUCUUUUCAUCUUUCAUGAACUACAGACAAAACUGCUUUUAAAACAUGUUAAAAUUAAUUUGCAAAUAGUAAGUAAUCUUAAAUGGAAAUGGUUUCUAGUAGAUCAUAUUGGUUUAUUGAAUAACAAUCAUUGCUUAUUGAUGCAUCAGUGCAAAAGGCUGUACUUGUAUAUAUACAACAAGAGCUCUAACUUAUGUUUAAGCAAAUGAGUUAAUUUUUAAACCAAAACCAGAAGAAAGUCUUAUCAUCAGUUAAAUCGGCUGUUCAGGACAAUUUCUAAAAUUAAAAGCUAAAACAAUAAAAAAUAUUUCACAGACAUUAUAUUUUAGUCUAAUAAAAAUUUGUAGAUACAUUUAUCAUACAGACCUAUUUUGGAAAACAUUCCAAUAUCAUUUACAUGUAAUUCUUUAUUUUGAUAGAAGAAGUAAGUUUUCUUGAUCUUUGUAGCCUGAUAGAUUAGUGAUUGGGCUAAGUUUGCAUUGUUACCGUAUCACAAUUUGUUCAUAACCCUUUUUCUUCUCUUAAUAUAGUAAAAUUAUAACCAACCUUCAGUUGAUGGGACCAUAUGCACUGAAUAUCGUACCUUUUUGUUUUUUAUGUUCAAACUUUUGUUAAUCCUAAUAAAAUUAUUAUAUUUAAAUGUUUACUCCCAUUUAUAAGAGGCAUUCCAUCAGAUGUUCCAGUUGUAUGAAGAAAUUAUUAAAUUGAACCAAAAAUUUUUUCUUUUUCUGACAAAAUUGCUGUUAGUUAAAAUAUAUCCAUAAGUAAAAAGAAUUUCUCCACAAUGAGCGUCAUCUGUAACAAUGUAAAUCAAAUAGAAAUACUAUAAUAUAAAAAAAAAAAUUGUUAAAAAGUAUUGCAAUUUUUUUAUUUUACUAGUACAUCGUUUUAUGUACUUUUUGUUCACUGUUCACACACUGUUCAAGUAUUACAGAAUACACAAUUUCUUGUUGUUAUUAUGGAAGAUUACUUGUAGUUUUCGUUAUUAAAAUAUAAUGCUUGUUUUUAUAGAAAAUUUGAAUCUCAUACAAUUUAUAGUUAUACAGUUGUCCUGAAUAUUCUUCUAGAUUCUGAUUAAAUAUUUUCAGCCACCACUGUUUUUCAUACCUUGAAUUGUUUAAUAAAAUAUCAGUUAGAGGCAUAAGCAAUCUAGGGGCUAGUCCAAAUAAUUAUGUCAUAUUGAAAGGCUAAAGCAAAAAAAUAAAAUAGCCUUUCAAGACGCCAUAAGUAUUUGGACUAUUUAGGUAUAACAAAGAAUAUUCAUUAAUUACAAAUAUGAUUCAUCAUUCACAACUGGGAACGAGAAAAACAAUUCAUUGCUGGUAACAAAUAAUUCAUUUUUUGUACCAGAAAAUUAUUAAAUGAAAUUUAUGAAAACACAUCACAAGGUAGGAUUUUAUUUGUAUGGCCUUAAAUCUUGAAUACAGUAUUUAAAACUUGACAAAAUAUAUUUUAUCUGUUGUAUAUAUCUCUUACAUUAGUAAUCAGAGAGUGGUAAGAGUUAAAUCUUUUUGGUUUUUGUUUUAGAUCUUUUUUUUUGUGAGAAGCUUUUAUAGUUUUUACAUUUCUCUUGCCGCUGUUUAUUUUUUGCUACAAGCAGCAUUAGUAUUUUUUUUCUCAGUUUUCUGAUACUUAGUGAAAGGUUUAUUAAGUGAGAUUAGUAUUAUGGAAGUUAUAAUAUAAAUUAAAUGCAUUAUAUAUUUUCAACUUGCCGUCCUAAAUAACUAAUUUGAGCAAAAUAUUUAAUAGUAUUUAUUUUUGUUUGAUUUAUCUCCCUUAGUUCAUUUUGUUAAUUUGUACAUUUGUUAAAAUCUGCUGGGUGACAAUAUGAAAAUAUAAUAAAUAUCUUAUCAUU